CAGCAGUGCGCAUGCGCGGUUAUGCUUAAUUAAAGGCUCAGUGCAGGUGAGCCCCUUUAGUCUGGAUGAGUCGCCCGUGCUCGACAUGCACUCACGCCAGAUCAUCUGUUUGGCUUUUCUGUCAAUAUUGAAGUUAUCCAAAGGGCAAAAUUUCCAGUGCCGUCCAAACCAGUGGCAGUGUGAUGAUGGAAGCUGCAUCGCUGAUAAAUGGAGAUGUGAUGGAGACGGCGACUGCCUGGAUGGCUCUGAUGAGAUGGAUUGCGCUGGCUCUGCUCGCUGUCCACUCGGUCAGUUUCCAUGCAUGGACUCGGUCGGCUGUGUUGACGCAGCUGCACGCUGUGAUGGACAGAAGCAGUGUCCAACCGGCUCUGAUGAGGAGAACUGUACGGUCGCCAGGGGUUGUUUAGACUCCGACUGGAUGUGUGGGAAUCGCAUUUGCAUACCCAAAGGGCUACGCUGUGAUGGAAACGACGACUGCAUGGACAACUCUGAUGAACAGGGCUGUGAUGUGGUGUGA
Molecule: messenger RNA, 517 nt
Organism: Syngnathoides biaculeatus (alligator pipefish)
Lineage: Eukaryota; Metazoa; Chordata; Actinopteri; Syngnathiformes; Syngnathidae
Product: low-density lipoprotein receptor class A domain-containing protein 3-like
Exons: 4
Coding region: 86-517 (143 amino acids)
Cellular component (GO): plasma membrane
Molecular function (GO): protein binding
Source: RefSeq, a predicted model, not a curated record